AUGUUGUCAUCUAUUUUUUUUAGUAAUGAAUUAGACUACAAUUAUCUCAUGUAUCCUCUAUUGUGUGUGAUGAUUCAAUGGUAUAUGUCAUUCACAAACAUAUAUAAAGAUAGUAUGUUCCAGCAGAAGACACAGCAAUCUUUUUGCUUUUUCUUCCCUAUACUACAACUCUUCCGACAAAAACCAGAGAAAACUAAACAGAGAUUUUCUUUUAAACUAUAUCAACACAAGCAUACAGAAACAAAAAUGCAAUACAAAAAAACUUUAGCUACCGCUGCCUUGGCUACUUCUGCCAUGGCUGCUUACGUCCCAACUGAACCAUGGUCCACUUUAACCCCAUCUGGCACUUACAGUGGCGGUUUGACUGACUACGCUUCCACCUUCGGUAUUGCCGUCGUUGGAAUCUCCACUCCUGCAGCUAAGGCCACAUCUUCAGUUGCUAAGAGAGACGUAGUUUCCCAAAUUGGUGACGGUCAAAUCCAAGCUGCUACUGCCACCAAGGCUGCUGUCUCUCAAAUAGGUGACGGUCAAAUUCAAGCUGCUAAGACUACUAAGGCUGCUGUCUCUCAAAUAGGUGACGGUCAAAUUCAAGCUGCUAAGACUACUAAGGCUGCUGUUUCCCAAAUUGGUGAUGGUCAAAUCCAAGCUGCCAAAACCACCAAGGCUGCUGUCUCUCAAAUAGGUGACGGUCAAAUUCAAGCUGCUAAGACUACUAAGGCUGCUGUUUCCCAAAUUGGUGAUGGUCAAAUCCAAGCUGCCAAAACCACCAAGGCUGCUGCUUCCCAAAUUGGUGACGGUCAAGUUCAAGCUGCUACUAAGUCUGCUGCUGCUCAAAUCGGUGACGGUCAAGUCACUAGUGGCAAAUCUACUGAUCCUGUCACAGCCGUUUCCUGUAAGGUCGAUGGUACAUUAUCUAUGACCUUAAAGGAUGGUAUACUAACCGAUAGCAGAGGUAGAAUCGGUUCUAUUGUUGCCAACAGACAAUUCCAAUUCGAUGGUCCACCACCACAAGCUGGUGCCAUCUACGCUGCUGGUUGGUCUAUCACACCAGAAGGUAACUUAGCUUUAGGUAACAAUGAUGUCUUCUACCAAUGUCUAUCUGGAGACUUCUACAACUUAUACGACGAAUCAAUUGGUGCUCAAUGUCAUCCAGUUUACUUACAAGCUAUUGACUUGGUAUCCUGUUAA
Arxiozyma heterogenica is the source of this 1188-nucleotide messenger RNA. RefSeq lists its product as uncharacterized. The transcript has a single exon. The coding region runs from base 1 to 1188 and encodes 395 amino acids. Gene Ontology annotation, cellular component: fungal-type cell wall. Lineage: Eukaryota; Fungi; Ascomycota; Saccharomycetes; Saccharomycetales; Saccharomycetaceae. The record is from RefSeq and is a predicted model, not a curated record. Gene Ontology annotation, biological process: fungal-type cell wall organization. Gene Ontology annotation, molecular function: structural constituent of cell wall.